Lemur catta (Ring-tailed lemur) is the source of this 2311-nucleotide messenger RNA. It is a transcript of the gene TMEM232, whose product is annotated as transmembrane protein 232. The record is from RefSeq and is a predicted model, not a curated record. The transcript has 13 exons. NCBI's taxonomy places the organism in Eukaryota, Metazoa, Chordata, Mammalia, Primates, Lemuridae. The annotation marks the transcript as partial.
UCUGUGAAUAUGGCUGUUAACAAAUCACCUGUGAUUGAUAAAUUUGGAAUAAUACCUCCGUCUUAUCAUGGAAAACACGUAAAAUUAAAUUUUCAAAAUUUAAAUGGAAAAGAGAGUCAUAAAGCAAGGCCAUCAUUUUCAAUCACAGAGGAAUUCAUCUUGAAGUUCAAUCAAACACAAAAUUCCAUAGAGGAGGAAGAAUUGUUGGAAAUAGCUAGAAAACACAUUCUAAGAUGUAAGCGAAAAUUGGGUCUCAAAACGCUGGGCUCUGGGCAACAUGUACAUCUUCCUGCUGCAUGGACUGAAGUAAUAUAUCUGGCUCAAUGCAAAGGAGAAAUCCAAGAUGAAGCCUUAAAUAUGCUUUAUGCUUCCCUGGACCAUGCUUGCUUUGAUUAUGAUCAUCUGCCUGCCUUAUUUUUUGUUGCGGAAUCAGUUUUACAUAGACUCUGUUGUGAUGCAUUCCUAAAGACAUACUUAUAUUCAGUUGAAAUAAAGCUGACAAAGAUUGGCUAUUUGGUUUUCUUACGACUUUUUAUAUUUUUCCUGCAUGGUCACCUAGAAAAUUUUAAACAACAUUUACUUAGGCUUCAACCAUAUUUAUACGCACUUUCUCUCUCUGAAGAAUCGUAUUACAAGUACCCAAACAUCUUUUCGAAUGUGCUAUUCAUUUUGAAAACCUCGGAAAUUAUAUGUAAAAGGGAACUGCCUUCUGAAUCAAUCUUUGGCCUUGUGGAAAAUGAGGAAAGAUAUGAGGACGUAGAUUCUGAUAUGAAACAUUUGCAACUUAAUCACAAAGGAUAUGAAGUUAACCACCUCCUCUGGCACUGUGUUGCUGCUUGGUCUUGUGUUCAGAAUAACAGCCCUCAGUUGAAUGACGUGCUUGAACAUCUCAUCGUUCAUAAAACACAGCUUCAAAAGAAAUGCUGGUUGGAUUCAGUGCUGGCUUUGUUGAUCCUGGGGGAGGCUGCCAAAUUAAACAUGGCCUGCUUGAAAGCUUUAAUGGACCUAGUGAGAGAUUUUCUUUCAAGCAUUAUGUCUGUUCAGAAUCAGGAGGAAAGCUGCAAAGUAGAUGAUUUUUCCUGGGCCUGGAAUGUGGUUUAUCUAUACACAACAAUUCUUGCAGAAAUCUGCUUGUAUGCGGCCACUUCUGAUUUACGAAAAACUGCUUUUGUUGGUUUCUGUGACUGUAAAAGUUCACGAAAAAAUAUUUUACCCAUGGACAAAUCAGAAAAACAGCCAGAAUUACGAGAAACAAGUAUUUUAAGUCUUUUGGAAUAUUUCUCUUCAAAAAUGUCAGAUAAUUGUGAUCAAGUGGUCUGGAUUGGAUACUACGGUUUAGUGUAUAACCUGGUGAAAAUGUCAUGGGUACUUCAGGGAGAUGAGGAACAGGAUGGACUUAGAAACAUAAUAUGGCAAACAUUGCAGAAGACAAAGGAUUCUGAGAAAGAUGCACGAAUCCAAAAUGCAAUAAAUAUUGCUCAGGCUGAGCUAAAUGACCCAACUGAUCCUUUCACUAGGUAUAGUACAAAAGUUUCAUCAAAUGUAGGGGAAGAAGUUUUCUCCAAAUACAUUGGAUGGAGAAUUGCCAAUGCACUUUCCAAACUAUUCUUUCCCUCCACUGGUGCCCCUGUCCUUCCUUUGAAGAAACCAUCUAUGAAAGGGGAUCAAAUGAAACAUCUGAAUAAAAAACAGGAGUCCAUGAAAAAGAGAGUUCUACACUUUACUGUAAGGGAGCAUCCUUCUUUAACAGAACUUCCCAUGUUUCCGUAUCCAGAUUUCUUCACCAGGGCGGAUAAAGAGUUGGCAAAAAUCAUUGACCAUCAUUGGCAGGAAGAACUAAAGGUCCGACAGAGAGAAGAUGCAAUAUGUGAGGCCCAAGAACUUAAAGAUAAAGAGUUAGAGAAGAAAAAUCACUUCCAAGAAAUUAUGAAGAAAAGAGAAGAGAAACUGCAUAAGCAAACCAAACCCUAUGAGCUUCCUCCUAGGACUGAAGUAACUUCAUUAGAAAAAAAAAUGACACCCCCAAAAAUUGAUGUCUACAUGCCAGAAAUUCAUAACCCAAAAGAUACCAAGACAGCUAUGUGUUAGGAGAAUUUGUUUGUAAUUAACUUGAGGCAUUUUUUUAAGAACAGAGUUGUUAUUCUAGUGCAAGCUGUUUAAUAGUCAUUUCAUAGUCCUAAAUUAAUAGUCAACUUUUAAUCACACUUGAGUGAAGUGAUUUCACCAGUUAAAAAUUUCCAAGACAACAGCCAGUGCUUUUCUCGAUUGAUUAUCUCAUUAUUGUACAGCAUACUUGAUAACUGAUUCUCAG